AUGUUGUGGCAUACUGCUCUGAUCCACAUCGCCAAUGCGAUCCUUGGAGAUACAAAGGAUCCUGCCUGGCGCUUUUACCUAUUCUUCUGUGUCGAAAGUUAUGGAGAACUACGAGGAGCAUUCCGAUUUGCCGAAACCAUCGGUCGUAGCAUAUUGUCCAUGGCGCUUCAGCAAGGCGAUCUAUCCGCAGACGAAGCACGGAGACUAAUGGUGCAGUUUGAGGAGAAUAGGCUGACCAGUCCGUCGGAAGAUAUACGGGCGACUUUCAUGGCUGAUCUGAAUCUUGCCAUGACGGAUCCCGAAGAAGCAAGUGUGGAGAGCCUGUCUGACAGGUUUGAGGACAUUGCACUGUUUCGGGAGUUUACAAACGCGGGCGACUCAAGCGAGGAUGAGCCGGUAGAGUCUGAUGAUAAUACUUGGGACACAUUGUGA
Molecule: messenger RNA, 432 nt
Organism: Fusarium musae
Lineage: Eukaryota; Fungi; Ascomycota; Sordariomycetes; Hypocreales; Nectriaceae
Exons: 1
Coding region: 1-432 (143 amino acids)
Source: RefSeq, a predicted model, not a curated record